Messenger RNA from Dracunculus medinensis (Guinea worm), 1413 nucleotides. NCBI's taxonomy places the organism in Eukaryota, Metazoa, Nematoda, Chromadorea, Rhabditida, Dracunculidae. The record is from the annotation of a GenBank genome assembly.
AUGUUCCAUCUCUAUCAGGUUGAUUUGGCAGUUGGUGACUGCAGUCGUAAACGGAAAAAUGAACGUUCAAUAAGUAGUUUACAUACAUUUUCCGAUAGUGGCGCAUCAGAAAGAACAUCAACAUCAUCAUCAGUACGAUCGUCUCUUAUCACACCUGCACCUAUUCUUGAGAAUAAUCAAACUUUAAUUCACUCACAAAUUGUUAUUAAUGGUUUUCGUGAUACGUUGGCUCGAACACUUGCUAUUCAUGAAGAUGAACAUGUUGUAAGGACUCAUGUGCAGAAGUUUGGUAAUAAUAUUCUUCAUCAACCAGAAAGGCUUGUUAGAAAAUCUAAUUCAAUGACAAAGUCAGAAUCAUGUAAAAAUUCAUCACCGCAUCCCUCAAGAGGAAAUAAAUCACUUUUGACACAAAAUGUUUCAACGGAUAUCCCACAAAUCGUCACAAAUGGAAAUUUGGCAGAAGUUGUUGAUGUGGAAACAUUAGAAGAUUUGCGAUGUGAAUGGCAAGGAUGCACUCAAACAUUCAGUACACAGAAAGCACUUGUUGAUCAUGUUACUCUUUCACAUAUUCAGGCAUCGAGAAAAUAUUGCUGUUUAUGGCGAGGCUGUGAUCGCGAAGAAGCAUUUAAAGCUCAAUAUAUGCUAGUAGUUCAUGUGCGACGACAUACUGGAGAGAAACCAAAUGUUUGCUCUGUUAGUCCAAUUUAUCCAGGAUGCGACAAAUCAUAUAGCAGAUUAGAAAAUUUAAAAACUCAUAUGCGAACACACACAGGUGAAAGACCAUAUAAAUGUGAAUUUCCAAACUGUGGGAAAGCUUUUAGUAAUGCAUCGGAUCGAGCAAAACACCAAAAUCGUACCCAUUCUGAUACAAAACCAUAUCAAUGUGUUAUGGCAGAUUGCUCGAAAAGUUACACUGAUCCAUCGUCAUUAAGAAAGCAUAUAAAAACAGUACAUGGUGAAGAUGUAUAUGAAAUGAGCAAACGCAAUAAACCUGUUCGUCGACGUCGUAAUGAUGUUAAUGCUUCUGCUUCAACUACGAAUUCAAAACCAUCAUCAAACUUGACUAAUAUAUCAACUGUUGCAUCUAGACGAGACAUUGAAGACACUGAAGAUGAGGCAAAGAAAACUACUUCUGAUACUUCCCAUUUCUUAUGCACUCAUAUUGCUUCAACUAUUGGUAUCCCAUGUUGUAAUUUCGCUUGGCCGUUUGACGAUGAAUUGAUUAAAAUAAGUAUUUUAUCAGCUUCUUGUGUAUAUAAAGAAAAGAUUCAUUUUAUUUACGUUAAUCCUGAUUCCGAUUCUCGCUGCAGUUGUGGACAUUAUUCAGUAUUAUUUGCUUUUUGUCUUAAUUGUAAGAAAAAAAGACUACAACAUAAUCGUAUUCAAGGUUUGUGGUAUUGUGAUUUGGACUGA